Molecule: messenger RNA, 321 nt
Organism: Trichomonas vaginalis G3
Lineage: Eukaryota; Parabasalia; Trichomonadida; Trichomonadidae
Exons: 1
Coding region: 1-321 (106 amino acids)
Source: RefSeq, a predicted model, not a curated record
AUGUUUUGUCAUGACCUCAUGGAACUUAAACGUAUAUGUUUUGUCAUGACCUCAUGGAACUUAAACGUAUAUGCUUUGUCAAACAUGAACGUUAAUGUUUACGUCAAUGGUUUCGUCAAUGGUUUCAUCGUCAAUGGUUUCGUCAAUGGUUUCAUCGUCAAUGGUUUCGUCAAUGGUUUCAUCGUCAAUGGUUUCGUCAAACUUAAACGUAUAUGCUUUGUCAAACAUGAACGUAAAUGUUUACGUCAAUGGUUUCGUCAAUGGUUUCAUCGUCAAUGGUUUCGUCAAUGGUUUCGUCGUCAAUGGUUUCGUCAAACUUAA